Symbiodinium sp. CCMP2592 is the source of this 2388-nucleotide messenger RNA. The record is from the annotation of a GenBank genome assembly. Lineage: Eukaryota; Dinophyceae; Suessiales; Symbiodiniaceae.
AUGAAUGCCAGUGCAGAGUACAGCGAUGACUCUGCUUUGGAAGAUCUCGUGGACUUGAUCACAUAUGAAUGCAAGAUCACUGGCAAAAAGUCAAAUGCGAUCGCUCCGCUAGAUGAUGCUGCCUCUUCUAUCUCAACUUGCAGCCCGAGCAGCCCGGAGCUGCACGCUGCGAGUGACGAUGCCAAAGAUGCCAGACCGCAGGAUGCCCACGGUAGAACCCCCAAACCUGACUCCCUGGACGUGUUCAUGUUUACUUUCCAUGUUCGCCGCAGCCUUGCCAUGUUUGCUGUUGUAUCUGAGGUUUCAGUUCGUGAUGACAGCAACUGGGCCGAGCUGGCAGCUGACUUCCUGCAAGCUCAAACACUAGAGCAAAAGGAGUACAUUGUUUCUUGUCUACAUGGUAUUACCGCCAGCUACCUUACCAUGAGAACAACACGGCCUACCGCUGGGACUGUGCUUCAGCACUGCAAGCAAAGAAUCAACAGGUUCCUGCAUUCGAUUGGUACUGGGCUUUGUGUUUUCAAAAUCGGAUACACCAGCAACCCACUUAUCCGUUUCCAAUCAUAUGCGGUUGCGAACUUCUCAGCGAUGGAGCUUCUUCAUGUGACAGACACCAAAGGUGCUGCAGGAAUGACAAGCCAGGUGGGGAAGGACCUGGCCAUGUACAGGCUAGUCACAUGCAAGGAAGUCGUGCUCCACGCGAAGUCUUCAAGCUCAAAGGACCCCGGAGUCAAGGCCCUGGCAAGGCUGAGCUUGGGCCACACGGAGGAGGGAGUGCACCGAGUUUUUGCGAAGCAGGGCCUUAGCCUGCCUGUGAAGAUUUCCUACGCCGACUUCGAAAAAUGCCCGAAGAUACCUUACAUAAAACUGUCUGACUGGAUACUGUAUUUAUCCUCGGCCUCGCGCUUGCACUUCCUAACUGGGGUGAAAGAUCCUCUGCAACGACACGCACUUUGCAAAGAGUUCUGGGCGAGGUGGCGGCUAGGCCACCCAAAUCAUCCCAUUUUCGCGAGCGGGCAGGAUUUGUCACGCUGCGUGCCAAUAUUGCAUCAUGGGGAUGAAGGCAGGACGUAUCGCCGCUUGGCGAUCAUGGUGCUGAGCACGCACGGGGUCCUUGGCAAGGGGACCCAUCACCACCAUCCCCCCACAGGUGUUCCACCUGCUCAGGACGAAAUGAGGAUGAAUUUCGUGGGCGCCACGAUCCUGAGCCACUACAUCUUCGCAGCCAUGCCACAUGGGCUCUACAAACAGGCUCCAGAUGUUUUGGAUCGGAUGCUGGCCAUCUACAGCGAGGACAUCCGCAGCCUGAGCGAGGACGGAGUUACUACGACGAACGAUGGCCACUUGUUCUUUUGGUGCAUAGGAAUCAAAGGCGACCUACCGUAUUUGGCCAAGACAGGUCACAUGGACCGCUCAUUCGGGCGAGGCCCGAAGCAAAGUUCCAGCAAAAAGCCCUGCGCAGGCGUCUGUUGGAAAUGCGACGCAGGACGAGAGGACCUUCCAUUCCCAUGCCCGUUCGAAGAUUGUACACUUGACGCCACCUGGCGACAGACAGUUGGCCGCAACCCCGGAUGGACGGUUCCCUCGCCAUUGCUGGCCAUACCGCAUGAUGCCACCGACCCCACUAGCUUUUUUGUUGAAGACUUGUGGCAUUGUUGGCACUUGGGAUGUGGAAAAUCCUUUAUUUCCUCCGUGAUUGUUGUGGUUGUCACCACAAUGAACGGGCCUUCCAUUCCAUACAAGCUCACGAAGCUCACAGCUGAUUUCCGUGCCUACUGCAAAAGAAAGAAGAUCUACUGCAGCAUCUCCGCCAUCACGCAGGAUCUGCUGGCUUGGGACUCAACUGCGGCGAUGCCGCAAGGCUCCUGGCACAAAGGAGCAGUGACAACCUGUUUGAUGACCUGGAUGCAAGAUUUCCUUGCCCGAGACCCGGAGAUGAAAGAGUCCGUCAACGUGCUCCUGCCUGUCAUUGUUCCCACGCUCGAAAUGGGCAACAGAUUCAUGGGCACCCUCUACAAGAAAGGCGUCUGGAUUCGCAAGACCACGGCCAGAGCUGUGGCCGAAAUGGGCUACGCCUUUCUGCAAGGGCACAUGUUGCUGGCUCGCAUGUGUUUCAACGUGGGCCUUCAAAGAUUCAUUAUCCUGCCGAAGCAGCACAUGAUUUGCCACACGGUGUUCUGGAUGUUCGACCAAGCCGACAUCCCGCACUGUCAGUGGGUUCUUAACCCCUUAGUUUUUAGCGUUCAGAUGCAAGAAGAUUUCAUAGGAAAGCCAUCCAGGCUUUCCCGUCGGGUUUGCCCCAAGCUUGCCAUGCAUUCAUUGCGCACGAUCCAACGUGCACUUCUGAACAUGGCAUCAGAAUUUGAUGCAGCGGAACAGGCCAGCUAG